UUAAAACUUAUUAAAUGAUAAAGGAAGUGGCAAUAAUAAACUUUCAAGAAUGUAAUUUAGAGCAUGAAAAUGCCCUUUCUUCCUUGUUGACAUUUAAUGAUAUAAGAAUAUACAUAAUGUCAAAAGAUCAUUCCUAAUUGGAAGCUAUGAGCAAGGCAUUCUCGAUCGAUAAGAUUUCUCAGCCCUUUCGGAAAAUCCCCUCUUACUGGACUAGAUCCAAAUUUUCCAGGGAAGCAAGAUCCACUACAAAUGCUCCCGGAUCUCUUCCAUCUGUUUAUUUAUUCCAUAAAACGUGUCUGAAAUAAUAGUAUCUAUAUCUUAAAGGUACCCUUCCAAUGAAUUAUAAUGCCUUUAAUACUCACCAUAACAAAAAAUACGGCUUUGUUGACCCCUAAUUUUUAAAGUGGGUUAAAGCUAAUAUGAAAAAUCAUGCAGAACUGAUAUGAAAAAGAGAAACGCAAUGGUUCACGUAUUUGCUUUUAUGGUUUCAUUUAUGAUGCAAAGGAUAUAUCAAGGAGAAGCUAUAAGCUGUUACACCUGCAGUUCAAGAAAUGGAACAGAUCGUAAUUGUCAUGAUCCUUUUCAUCCUGCUAUGAGCACAUACACAGAGGGUUGUAAAGUGCCUAAAGAAGGACACAUUGGACAGUUUCCAGCAAAUUUCUGCAUUAAAGUAAUUGGAAAAACAGUUCAAACAGAAGAAGAGCAUGUAAUACGUACUUGCGUAUUAGAAAACAUGGACAAUCAGUGUGGAGUCUUCCGAUUUGAAAGUGAUACUUUACAAGGUUGCAUUUUAACGUGUGAUUAUGAUGGUUGCAAUGCCACUAAUAAACUAAAUGAAAAUUGGAUUCUGAUUUUAAUCUUCUUAUCUCUUUUCGCCAAAUGGUAUCGUUAAUAAUAUAUAAUGUGUUCAAAUCAGGAAUAUAAUUUGUUCUAUGCAAUAUUGAGCAAUAUUUUUUAUCGUGUGUGUAAUUUUACAAUGUUUAAAUACGGCAUCUGGGUUUAACACUAGCUCGAUCUUUCAUUAUUUUUUUCAGAUUAAAGAAAAGUACUAAACUUUAUCUUUCUUGAGUUAUUUUAAUGAAAUAUUGCUGAAGGAAGAAGAGAGGAGUUUAAAGGUGAUUAUUAUGGAAACAUCUUCAAAUCUCAUCAAGCCUUCAAUCUGGGUUGGUGGUUUAGAAUCUUGCUUUCCUCUGUAGUGAUUUAUAAGAUUUCAACAAUAUUGUAAUUUUUUUUCUUUGUUCUAUAUAUAAUUUGCUAUCCUUAAUAUGUAAACAGUUAUUACCAAGGAUUCUAAAAAAUAUACAGGGUAUUUUUGAACUGUCAUCGUAUGCCACUAGGAGUAUCUCCCCAUUAUGAACUAGCUGUAUGAGCGUAUUUGAAUCACUAUUUUUAUCUAUCUCAGUUAAAUCAAAUUUAUUUUUCUUUUUUUAUUACCAAAAGUUGCAUUCAAAUAGGCUUAGAAACAACUGCUUUUUUUGUAAUUUACUGACUCGACCAACUUGGAAAAUUAGUGAUAAUGUUCGGUAAAAUUUCCAGAAAGGGAUAGAGCUGGUUUUAAGACCAAACGCCUCAAAUUUUUCUCAAACUCUAUUUAAAACUUCUCAUUCCUCAAAGAAAGUUGAUUGUUAAAUGUUAAAUAUUUAUUAUCAAACAUUUAUUAUCAAAUAUAAUGAAUGUGUAAUGACUGUACUGUUUUAUUUCUCGAAUUUUUAAAAUAUUCUAUUUAGAAAUAUCUAUAUAAGGAACUUUUUACUGCCAAGUUCUUUACAAUUCAAUUGGUUUUCUAUGAAUUUAUUUCAAAUGCUCAAAGUGUGAAAUUAUAUCAUUUAUUCAAAAAAUUAUCAAAAAAGCGUACAAUGUUAUAUUUAAUGAUAAGAUUUAUCUGUGUUUAGAAUGUUCCUCGUAAUAUAUAUUUAUUGUAACACUUAUUUUAAAGAAAAUAUUU
Messenger RNA from Parasteatoda tepidariorum (common house spider), 1945 nucleotides. RefSeq names its product UPAR/Ly6 domain-containing protein bou. Lineage: Eukaryota; Metazoa; Arthropoda; Arachnida; Araneae; Theridiidae. The record is from RefSeq and is a predicted model, not a curated record. Gene Ontology annotation, biological process: positive regulation of voltage-gated potassium channel activity; regulation of synaptic transmission, cholinergic; sleep.